Messenger RNA from Tetrahymena thermophila SB210, 486 nucleotides. RefSeq lists its product as hypothetical. NCBI's taxonomy places the organism in Eukaryota, Ciliophora, Oligohymenophorea, Hymenostomatida, Tetrahymenidae. The record is from RefSeq and is a predicted model, not a curated record. The transcript has a single exon.
CAUAGUAUUUGUAAUUAGACAACGAAAUAUAUAAAGAAGGCAGAGCAAUUAAAUAUUCGUAACUUUAAAACACCAACGAAAUAGUAGAAAUAGAAUAAUUUUUUAUUCUACUUCUAAAAAUGAAGUUGAUUAGCAGGAAGAGAACAAUCAAACAAUUUAUAACCAAAAAUAUUUGCACUGCCGUAUUAAGCCUAGAUUAGUCUUGAGAUUCUUUUGAAAACUCCUUUAAAAAAAAGAAAUAGCCUAUAAAUGAUGAGAAGACCUUCUGACUUGAUACUAAGUCCUAAUAUGUUUUGCUAUCUAUUUGCAGUUAAAUCAAUACAAGCUAAUGAAAAGCAAAAAUCAGAAUAGAAUAAAGCAGAUUUCUCUUUGUUCUCUUUAAAAGCUGAUAUAUAUCUUAUAUGUAAAAGGAUUUCAGUUCCUCAAGCAAUGGACUUGUUACCUGAUGAUUUAAUCCUUUUAGCUAGAAUACUUGUCUCAUCUUGA